AUGGAACACAGAAUUGAAGAGUUGGAAGAGCUCGUCAAGAUACUGGAGGACGAACGAGACAUGUCAGAGCUGAUUACUUCCGAUUCCUGGGUCUCCAUCGGCGCGGUCGCCAAAAAGCUCAGCCGGGGCCGCCAAGCAAAGGGCGCCAAGACCGCCUCGACUACGCGUGAUACUGGGGUUGGACCAUCUUCCAAGAGUGCGACCCCAGUCAUCCAACCACCGGAGGAAGAGGUCGUCGGACAGCCAGAAGUAGAAGCUUCCGAACAACCUGCUCACACGUCGCCGAAGAAAAGGGCUGGAAAGGAGAAAGCCAAACAACCGAGUUCAGAGGACGAGGAUGUCGGCUCUCCUGUAGCCACUGAUCGUCGGGAGCCGAGUGUCGAGAAGAACGUCGACGAGCAGCCGGCGAAGAAGUCUAGACCGGCGAGAGGCAAGGCCGCCAAAAAGACCGCCAAAGCCGCUGUGCGCAAGAACAAUGACGAGGAUACCCAUCAAGAAGUGGAGGAGGAGGAGAGUAAUGAGCACGCGGCUGUGGUGGCCAAACCCCGUGGAGCAAAGAAGCCCGUCGUCGCCGUUCCUCGUGCACGUCGGAAACCGACCACAAAGGCCCGGGUGGCGGAACCACCAGGUGAGAAAGAUCCGGCCGACGAGCGGAAGAUCUUCCAUUCCAAGAAGCCGGCGUUGGCCUGGGCCAGUCAUCGGGGCGAAGAGAAUAACAUGCUCGGGCUCCCCCCGGAACUCAGCCCGAUCAAGAAACCUGCGCCCCGGGCCGGCGCGGGCAAGAAACGCGGGCCCGGUAAGGCCGGCAAUAUCCUCCCGCUCUCGCUCUUGAAAUGA
Puccinia triticina is the source of this 837-nucleotide messenger RNA. RefSeq lists its product as uncharacterized. Bases 1 to 837 code for a protein of 278 amino acids. The record is from RefSeq and is a predicted model, not a curated record. The transcript has 4 exons. NCBI's taxonomy places the organism in Eukaryota, Fungi, Basidiomycota, Pucciniomycetes, Pucciniales, Pucciniaceae.